UCUAGUUGUAGACCGUGGCUGAUUGAUGUUGUGGGGUCUUUAGUUCUCGAAAAAUUCAGGUAAUAAUCUUGAGUUCUUGUGUUUCUGUUUUCGUUUUGUAUAUGAAUUUUGAGAAGAAAACAUCGUGUCGGUUACUUACUUUUCGUCGAGGAAAGAAUCAGAAAGCGAAUAAAGACAUCAGCAUCGGAGGUGGACGCCGAGGGUUCUUGUUCUGUCAAGAAGAGGAACUACACGAGCAGCACUACUUCUACCCUGCAUCAUGCCAUCUUUGGAUCAACAUCUUGGUGGUACCACUUUGCACGACCCUCUAGUGGGAGCUGCUGCAGGGGUUGGCCUUGCAGGAGAGCAGGCUAUGAAUAACAUGAAAGACAAAGAAAUUGAGCUGAAGCAGGUUGUUGUGGACGAUGCUGCUGCUGCACAAACACGAGGCAGUUCGUCCUCCAACCCGCGGCGCCCCGAGCGGUCCAGCAGUGCGGCCCGCGCUGGUGCUGAGGACGGAGAAAAUAACGGGGGCAACGGAGACGGUGAGGCACCAACCCGCACGCCAUCCGUCCUAAACGCUGUCGCGUCCCUGCGGUCAAUGAACCGCUGGCAGAUUCUGGAGCUGUGCGUGAAGCACGGGCUGCGCGCCGGGACUUUUCUGUUCCUGCCCUGGAUCAUCAUCUUCUGGUUUGGCUUCGACCUGAUCCCCGUGAUUCUUGCCCUGUCGAUCCUCUCGUUCGGGUAUACCAACGGCGAGUACCAGCGGUACGUGCUGAAACAGCUGGAAUUCGCGGUCACCGCACUGAAGGGGCAGAUCACGCACUUGGCCGGGGAGAACGAGAAAUUCGCGAAGUCCAACGAGGACUUCAAAAAAUCAAACGCGGAGUUUGUCAAGUCCAACGCCGCUUUGCAGGAAAACAACGCGAAUUACGCGAAAAACAACGAGGCCAUGCGGAAACAGAACGACAAACUGGCUAGUAAUGUUUUAGACUUGGAGAAAACGAAGGAAAAACUGAACGACAACGUGGUGGCUUUUCAGCAGGAGAACGAGGAGCUGGCGGCGCAGUUGUCCAAAUUCACCGGGGAAGUGGACCGGUUGGGCGACACCAGCAAGCAACUGGAAAAGCAGGUGGACUUUCUGAAAAACGUGAACAAGACCAUUUCCUCCAGUCUCGUAGACGCCACGACGCCGGAGUUGGUGACGGCUUUCCAGUAUCCACUGCAAAAGUACCGCACUCGACGCACUAAUCGCAGUCAUGCAUUACAAAUCUCCCUCCCAAGCCAAAACAGCAUGACAAAUUCCAUUCGUCAUGCUGAGCAAAUUUGUAUUGCGACUACUUCUACUACUAGUGCGAUGCUUUUGCAAUGCAUAUCCAGAAGAAGAUGGAGGAAGCCAUGUCGGACGACGGGAUCUUUGGAAAAAUGAUGCUCCCUAUCACAGGAAAAAGCGUUAACGUUAACGGAAUUUGUGACGCAGGACCGCAUUAGAAAUAGAAAGGGAAAGGGUAGCUAACUUUGUAUUGCAUAGCAUGCAUUCUAGGAAACAUCUGUCAUGCAUAGCUGAAAUCUCUGGAAACCGUUAACGUCAACACUUUUUUGUUUCAUACUCCCGUUCGAGAAAACGCAGAAAAAGUACGUGGAGGUGCUAAAGCAGUUGACCGAGCUGACCGAGUAUUCCCUGAAAAUUAAGCAUCCCCAUCCAAUUUUUCAUGCAAAACAUGCGAAUGAGUUUUGUGUUUGUCAUGCAAAAAGUGGAGGGAGAUGGUUUGUUUUCAGGGAAUACCGAGCGGCAGGAACACAUGGCGGAGGAAGAGGAGCAGCGCCGCGAAGAGCACGAAAAACGGGACCGGAAAAUGCAACUCCAAAUGGAGAAACUGUUGAAGCAGCAAGAGGGGUACCAGGGCUUCGCGAAGCUGCUCGACUACGCGGAGGACGUGGCCGGUGACAAGAAGGGCGGGACGGAGUUGGACUUCUUUCUGCCGAAAAACGACGAGAAAAAGCUGGUGAAAAAGUUCAAGGACCUGAUGGUGGAACACCUGAAUACCCACGAGCGCGCGCGCAUCUCCGGGUGCAGCAACGUCGGUUUGUUGGAGGACGCCGCGUCGCCGGCAGUGGAUGGAGCUGCCGCCAACGAUCUGCUGGGUUCUGCUACCGGCACAGCAACUCACGACCCCCGUGCCAGUCCGGGCGGUGGUGGAGAUCAGAAUCCAUCUGGAGGUCUUCAUGGCGCCGGGGGCAAGAAGAUCCGGCGGGGCUUUUCGAAGCUGGAAUCCCAGGAGUUCACGAAAGUGAAGCAGUUGACGCACGCAAUGCUGACCGAGCGCAUCGAUCUGUGGAAGCUGGUGAUUCCGGCGUGGCGGGAGUACGUGACCAUUUCCAAGGCGGAGAAACGGAAAUCCGUGACCAGCACCGUGAAAAGCGACUUGCUGAAAAGCAGCAACGGGCAUAUGUUGCUAAACAGCUCUUCCGGUGGGCCGGCCUCGAGCUACACGCUGUCGUCUUCGGCGGGAGCGGGUAGUUCUUCUGGCUCUUCUUCUUCGUCCGGCGGAACUAGUCGCGCGAGCCGCAGCAGCGGGGGAAGUUCUACCUCGCACGAGGACUCUAGCAACGCCAGCCUUACUGCAUCGUCGUACAGCGGAGCUACCAGCGGGUCAGGGUCUUUAUGAAUUGCAAAAGCAUCGUAAUAGUAUGAAUUGCAUUACAAAUUUCCUCAGCACGAGAAAUGGAAUUUGUAUUUAAUGCUGAUUGACCUUAGGAAAAAGAUUCGUAAUGCAUAAACGCGAUUACUACGAGUACGAUACUUUUGCACAGCAUAGUCUUUAACGGCGACCAACAGUAGCGCUGGUGCGACGAGCAAGGCAUCCUCUUCCUCUGGGGCCGGAAGCGGGUCUUCCUGGUCGGUCGCUAGUUCUGGAACAGAAUCUAGUGGUAGUGCCGUGUCACCGUCAAGAGAAAAAGAUAAAGAGGACCACCAGAACAACGACAACAUCAACGACGGCAGAGAUAAAUCUGUACUUUCCAAGACCUCUAUGAGCUGCUUCUCCAUGGGGCGCGAGAGCCGGGCGGCGCGCGGAAGUUCCUCGCCGGGGGCAGCCAGUGGCGGGACCACGGCGAAACCGGCCGGCCGGGCGUGGACGCGGUCGGUCGGGGAUGCGGAAAUUGACCUCGAGGGCCUGGAGGACGGACCGGAGACUGUAGCCAUAAAGGAUCGCGAAACAAAGGCAGAGAAGACAUCAAAAUCACGCAAGGGUACAACUAGUAGUAAAAGCAAGCGAGGAGACACUACUGAAGGCGACGCCACUCCCGGAGCUUCCAGCACGACGUCCCCCAGCAAAUCGCCCAGCAAAUCGCGGAAAAGCUCCGCGUCGAAGGAAAAGAAGCACAAAAAACACCACAGCAGCUCUAGUUCCUCCUCCCACCACCGGCGAUCGGUAUCGAACUCGCCUGAAAAGGAGAGAAAGGAGUCCUCGUCCACCCGGGACGACACUACACACCACAAGCACUCGAAGGAGAAAAAAGACCGGCAUCACCACGAACACAAAUCGUCGAGGAAAAAGAAGUCAUCGGACCACGAUGCUGAGGAGGUAGAGAAGGAACAACAACAAGCUGAAACAAAGGACAAAGAGAAGAAAGAAAAUAAGCACAAGAAGUCUUCGGACGAGGGGGCAGCUGGUGCGGAUGACAAGAAGGAGAAGCGGAAGAAGUCUACGGAUGAGGCAGAGGUGGACAAAGAAAAAAAGAAAAAGUCCUCCUCGUCGAGGCACACGGAGAAGGACCAAAAGAAAGAAUCAAAGUAGUAAAAGCAGCUCUUCUACUUCUUGUAAAGAGGUAGAGUGGGCUCUUGGACAACUACAAUGAAUGAUCGCAAUAGAAGGUUUUACUAGUUGUAGCUACUUCAACUACUUCUCUACAGCAGAAGAGUUGGGCUUCUCCUCCCAGUGCUUCAACAUCAACGCAGGACCGACGUUCAUGACUUUUUUCUGGUCUAUUGUCACUUUAGCAUACCUCAUCCGGGCGGCUGAAAAAAAUGCACCUCACUACGACAUCAAAGAAAAAACAGGAAAUCGCUUUUGCUCUUUCGAUUACACAUACGAAGUCGAGGGUGUCAGGAGGCGACGUAUUUCGGCAUUCACUAAUUUUUCAACUAUGUAGUUUGUGGCCGCAGUUAUUUGUCUGCCAGGCCAUGUUCAGUUGGCAAAAAGAAUAAGAAUAAGGAAGGCGGGGGUGCAAAUCCAGCUCCUGAUGGCAACACCAAUGGCAAGAAGUUGGAACAUCGAGGAGCAUUCUUGUUGACUUUGUGAUGAGCAGCACGCAGGUCGUCUUCAAUGAAUAGUACUAGACUUUGCGAGACACUGUGGUGACAUACAUCAAAAGGAUACACUGUAGUACUGGAUGCCGCUUUUUCGUCUUUUUUUGAUACUUACAACAAACUGUGAAGUUGGUAGCGCGAAAACUGACCUG
Amoebophrya sp. A120 is the source of this 4443-nucleotide messenger RNA. The record is from the annotation of a GenBank genome assembly. Lineage: Eukaryota; Dinophyceae; Syndiniales; Amoebophryaceae.